CCUUACCCUGCGCCGGCGGCGUCCCUCGAUCUCGCUUCGGUUGGGCUCUGGCGGAUUGUGUCGGCCGGCUCCCCAGUGCCCCUCUUCGGCAUAGCGGGCAGGACUGCUAUUCUGUCAGCGGUGCCGAGUCCGCCGAGUGCGGCCCUUGGGCUCAGGUGACUUUCUGCGUAGGAAACGCUUGCUGGCAUCCUGGCUUCAGUGGCUUGGGGAGGAGCUCUGAAGAGAUCACUUUCUAUUUAAAGAUGGCUGCUGAUACCUCUGUUGAAAUACUUCAAAAAGUUCUGGAGAAUGAAAUACUUCAGACUACCAAGGUUGUGGAAGAACAUCUUGAUGCUGAAAUCCAGAAGCUGGACCAAAUGGAUGAGGAUGAAUUGGAAUGCCUUAAACAAAGAAGACUUGAGGCUCUAAAGAAGGCCCAGCAGCAGAAACAAGAGUGGCUUUCAAAAGGACAUGGAGAAUACAGAGAAAUCCCAAGUGAGAGAGACUUUUUCCAAGAAGUCAAAGAAAGUAAAAACGUGGUUUGCCAUUUCUAUAGAGAGACAACAUUCAGGUGCCAAAUAAUGGACAAACAUUUGACUGUAUUGGCAAAAAAGCAUGUUGAGACAAAAUUCUUGAAAUUAAAUGCUGAAAAAUCUCCUUUCUUGUGUGACAGACUGCGCAUCAAAGUAAUACCUACUUUAGCAUUAGUAAAAGAUGGAAAAACACAAGACUAUGUUGUGGGCUUUACUGAUCUUGGCAACACUGAUGACUUCACUACAGAAACCUUAGAAUGGAGAUUAGGCUGUGCAGACAUAAUUAAUUACAGUGGAAACUUGAUGGACCCACCUUUUCAAAGUCAAAAGAAAUUUGGAGCAAGCUUUACAAAGUUGGAUAAGAAGACUAUCCGAGGAAAGAAAUAUGAUUCAGAUUCUGAUGAUGACUAGAAGAACAGCUAAAUAAAUCAUUUUUUCUUUAUGCUUGGUACAUUUCUAAGAAUGUUUUUUAUAAAGCUUACAGCUUUUCAUUACAUCUGCACAUAAUGCUCAUUUUUCUAUACAGUUUUAUACAGUUGAGUCAUAGCAGGGAAAAAAGCUUAGAUAUUUUUUUUUUUUCCCCUCUUUUGGAAGUCAUUUGUAAAUAAAAAAAAUUUGAGUCCUUCUAAUUAAAUAAUGUGGCAAAUGAUGAACUUUUUCUCAAGUGUAAGUUUAUGAAGUGUUUUGAAGUAACUGUAGAAACAACUGUACCAAGUCAGGCCAAAGGUCCUUCUGGCCCAGCAUCCAGUUUCAGUGGCCAAAAGCAGAUGCACAAGGAAGAGUCAAAACAGGGUGAGCAGAUAGUGCUUCCCCAGAAUAUACUUAAAGCAAUGUGUGUCUUUGGGAAGUCUGUAUCUGAAAGCAUUUCCUGGUUAAAACAAUGGAAGAAAAACCUCUUGAAAUCCUCUUAACUAUCCUGGCAUCGACAUCAUAUGGCACAGAGUCCACAUUUCAACUGUGUUGUGUGAAGAACUACUUCCUGUUGUUUUCUUUGACUCUGAAAAUACCAGGUUUUUGCUAAUUUUCUUUGUUAAAGGAGAUGAUAGAUACUACUUUAAAAAAUAUUUUUCCUUAUCAAUUCCUCUUCUAGUUUUCUUUUUAAAUUUACAUGCUGCUUACAAGUUAAGCGCCACAAAAUUAUUAGUAAAGGAAUUGUGGAUUUUACCAAAUGAUUGCUUAUCUUAUGGUGCCAUAACAUGAUACUGAAUAACUUAACUAUGUUGCACUGUAAGUUGGAAAAACAGUCAUAACUUUGUGAAUUCUGAAGUAGGUGGCUGAGAGAAAUGCCCUUUUACCAUCCAUGUAUGCUGCAUGUUGAAGCUGAUACAGCAGGUAAUAGAGCAUAGCAGCAAGCCUAUUAAAAACAGCCUUGUUCAUGGUUUGUAUAACGCUGUGGUUUUGACCGUGUGGCUUUUGUAGCAGAUGCUUUGUACAAGAGAGUAGAUUAAAGUGUUUGGGAGAAACCUUGAUCCGUUAAGUUUAGAUGUAGUGCCACAUACUGUGUCCUGUUCUUCGGUAAGGGACGGAGUUUUCAAGCAAGAUCUUCCUUGGAGCACAAUGUAAAAGUUUUGGCUAGGUGAAGAACUGAUGAAUUUUGUUUGCCAUGUGCUUAAGAAUUCUUUUGAGGGUGGUACUUUGAAUCCAGUUGGUCCAUAAAGCAGUGAGGUGGGUCUGCUCAGUCUUGCUGCCUUGUAGUUGAGAUCAGAUGUGAUUGGGCCAGCCCAGCAAUAUAUCUCUGUAAGUAAGUUUUUUUAAAAGUACAUUUUAUUUCUGUUCAUGUACAUUGAAAUAAAAUUAAUUCUAAUGUUGACUUUUGCAUCCUUUUGAAGAGGGUGGUCUAGAUGCUAUGGGCUUUUUCUUUUAAUAAGGCCCAUGAGAAUGUUGCAUGUGCUCUUUGUAGUUUUCUAGUAAACUACAUACUGUUCUGUCUAAUGUUAUGAC
Dryobates pubescens (Downy woodpecker) is the source of this 2453-nucleotide messenger RNA. It is a transcript of the gene TXNDC9, whose product is annotated as thioredoxin domain containing 9. Gene Ontology annotation, biological process: microtubule cytoskeleton organization. The record is from RefSeq and is a predicted model, not a curated record. Lineage: Eukaryota; Metazoa; Chordata; Aves; Piciformes; Picidae. The coding region runs from base 243 to 923 and encodes 226 amino acids. Gene Ontology annotation, cellular component: cytoplasm. The transcript has 5 exons.